UCUGGCUGAAACAAAGCAGCUCCUCUCUCUCUCUCUCUGUUCCAGCCUUACUGUCUGCAGAACCCCAAGCUGCUGGACUGCUGAGUGAGUGACACACAAGAGUUUACAGAGAGUUUGAAUGAUAACACUCUUCAUUUUGGAUCUAACCAUGACGCCUCUUAUACUCUUAAUUCUGCACGGUAAAUGUCCACUACAAUAUUUCUACAUUUAUAUUUAGUCCAUAAAGAGAUACCAUUUUGCACCUGUUUAAGAAAAAAAUUGCUUUUCCAAAAAAAAAGUUUAUCACAUACUGAUCUGGACGUCGUACAGCUUGUAAGUGCCGGGAUCCUGGAGAGUAACGGUUCGUGCGAUUUUGAGGAUGACACUUGCGGCUACGAGUCAGACCCCGGUAGUGAUCGGUGGAUUGUAAAUUUACAAGGCCGCUAUAUCUACAUGGAAGGUUCUCAUCACAAUGGAAAAGUGGGCCUCCUUACCAGCCCUGGACUCCAUGCGCUGGGAGAAAGCUGCGUGAGGCUUGUAUAUCAGCUAACUGGUACAGAUGCUGGAAGAUUGAAUAUGUACUUUCGACCAGAAGGAAACAGCUUUGAUUUUCUGCUCUGGUCUGCCAGCCAACCAUCUGACAGCUGGAAAAUUGCUAGUAUAGGCGUCAGCAACAUAACAGAUAAAUCCAAGAUCAUUCUAGAAGGUGUAGUCAGUCCAGACCCAAAGGCUAGCAUUGCAGUUUUUGAAAUCAACAUCACUCCUGGCUAUUGCAUUGUAUGUACCUUCGAGGAAAACCACCUCUGUGGCUAUAACAAUAGAUGGAAUCCAAACCUGAACUGGCUGGUUGGUGGAGGGUCAGUCCGAGAUUCACCAACAAGCCUACCUACUGAUCACACUUGGGACAAUGAAUAUGGUCACUAUAUGUACGUCGAUGCUAUUUACACCACAAGUUUACAUGAAGUGGCUCAGUUAAUGUCACCGGUGACCACUUCUGCCCUAUCUGGAUGCCUGUCCUUCUAUUACCAACUUGAACAGACUCGAUCCAAUUUAUUUGUCGUCUACACCAAGGACAGAAUGGGACAUUAUGAGGAGGUGUGGAGGGCAAAUCAAUCUACACACAAUUGGAGUAUGGUAAAAGUGAAUGUUAAAGCAUCACAUCCAUUUCAGAUUGUGUUUGAAGUCGCUUUCAGCAGCACAAAAGGAGGUUACGCCGCACUGGAUGAUAUUUCUUUCUCUUCACAGUUCUGCAAUAAUAAAACAGAGCUUGUCUUCGACCCAUCUGUGGCAAAUUGCAACUUCGAUCAAGAUCUGUGCAAUUAUUCCCAAAACCACAGAGAUGGGACCAAGUGGACGAGACUAGUUCGAAAACCCAAUGCGUUCCGAUUUGGAGACCAUACAAGUGGAGAAGGUGGCUUUCUAAUUUCCAAUGCAAGGUUUGGAUACCAGCAGGAGUAUGUCUCUCAUCUGGCAGGCCCUGUUUUACUCGCCAAUCUCCAGUACUGCUUGCGAUUCUUUUACGCACUGAAUCAUUUUAUCACAGAGGAUGCCCUCGCAGUCUACAUCUACGAUGAAGAAGACCACAUGCAAGAAAAGAUCUGGUCCAUCCCCAAAUCACACACUGGAAUGUGGAUUCAAGCAGAAGUUAACUAUCGAAAACAAGAGCCCACUAAGAUAGUUUUUGUCAGCGUUUGUAAGAAUUUCUGGAACUGUGGAAAAGUAGCAUUGGAUGACAUCACAGUGAGCCAAGGAGACUGUCGGAUUCCUGGAGGUUCCUGGCUGCCUGCUCCAGGAAAGUGCAAUUUUGAUGUGGAUAAUUGUGGAUUCAUCCAGGAUCAUAAUGACAAAGGUCACUGGUACAGAAGGACAGGGGCAACACCAACAUCCUUCACAGGACCAAAAGGAGAUCACACUACAGGGGUAGGGCGCUACAUGUACAUAGAGGCCUCUCAUAUGAGACAUGGAUACAAUGCACGCUUGUCAUCAUGGCAAAUACGCGGAUUCACUGGUGACCAGUGUCUGACAUUCUUCUACCAUAUGUACGGACUUGGAACUGGAUCGCUGAACGUUUACUUAAAGAAAGAGAAUGCGCCAGAAACUCUCUUAUGGAAAAGAGGAGGGGAGCAGAGUAUAUCUUGGAUGAAAGCCUCCAUAGAAUACAAGUGUGAGCAAAACCAUCAGAUUGUUUUCGAAGCGAUUCGUGGUCUGUCAACACACAGCGACAUUGCAAUAGAUGACGUUUUAUUUCAAAAUGGACCGUGUGAAGAACUGAGAAAAACUUCACCACAUGAUCCAGAAUCUUCAAAUCAACCAGAUUGGUACAGCUUUUACGCUUGAAUUGGGAUUCUAUCAAGAUAGGCUGUGGAGCAACAACACAAGGAAGACUUGCGUUAAUGAGGAGCUUGCCUUGGAUCUUGUAGAAGUUGUAAAUGAUUUUUGGCCUUCAUCAGAAAGAAGAAUUCAAUUGAUUUGAAUGACUCCUUGCUGAAUAUUAAAACAGAUACAUGUGUUACUUCUGUUAGUGAAGAUGUAGUAGCCACAGGCUCCUUAAUGUUUUCUUUAGUAGAUGAAAAUACCCAGUAUUCGUAAGUACUGAAGAACUGUAAAUAUUCAACAUUUUGCAAAAUGAUGGAAGAUGGGAUCGUUAGCACUGUUUGAGUUUUUUUUUAAAGGGUAUUAUGACUGCAGUUAGCAAUUCCUUUCUGCAACGUACUAUGAGGUCACAUGCUAAUUGUGUUCUAUAUUUAUCCAGUUCAAAUAAAGAUGUGAGAAAAC
Molecule: messenger RNA, 2754 nt
Organism: Carcharodon carcharias (great white shark)
Lineage: Eukaryota; Metazoa; Chordata; Chondrichthyes; Lamniformes; Lamnidae
Gene: mamdc2a
Product: MAM domain containing 2a
Exons: 14
Coding region: 184-2316 (710 amino acids)
Cellular component (GO): membrane
Source: RefSeq, a predicted model, not a curated record